AUGUUUGCCAACAAUUCCACUACAACCACCACCACAACAUCAGCAAUAACAACAAACUCUUCUGUUGGUGGUGGAGGUGGUAGUACUGCUUCUAAUGUUGCUGUUCAUGGAGGAGGAGGUACUAGUGGUUAUUCUUCUCAGCAGCAGCAAGAGGGAGGUAACAACAAUAACAAUAAUAAUACAUCAUCGAUGAAUAAUAGAAGUAGCAAUGCAUCACUUGGAAUGAUUUCGAGUACGACCUCAUAUUUUGAUCUGGAUUCGAAUGUGGAAAAGACAAUUCCUACAAAGACGAUGGCACCCUAUGUGUUGCAGGGAAAGGAGUUGGCAGAGGCUGGAGUUGAAGAUACGAAUUGUUUGAUAAGUGUUCCAUUCUCAAUUCCGUAUAUGGAGGUUUUUAUUGAUAAGUGUCAAGAUUUACCAACAAAAUUGAACAGUAGUGGAUUAUGUGAUCCGUACAUUGUACUCUCAGUGAUUCAAUUGGGAGAUUCCGAGUUGAGAGACUUUUCUCAACUUCCAACGAAUGAAGAGUUUUGCAAAUCUUCCAAAAUCAAAAAAAACAAUAAUCCAACAUGGAACGGUAAAGAAAGAUUUCUAAUGGCUGUUCCUCCUCAAGUAUUUUCCACAACUUCUUCAAGUUUAGGGGCAAUGACCAUGUCAGGAGCAUCCAUUCAAACCUCUUCAAGUCAAUCGUUUACUAUUGGAUCUAAAAAGACUGGAAUUUCAUUUAAGGACAAAAAGAGCAAAUCCAAUGAUAAUAUAUCUCCUUCAAAGAGCUCAGAUAAUAUUGGUUUUAAAAAUCAAUAUUUAUUGAUUCAAGUGUACAGUUAUGAUCGUUUAAAGAAGGACAGUUUUAUUGGAUCUGCAAGAAUUGGUCCUCUCUCAAAGUUACCUUAUGGUGUCAUGUUGAGCAAGACAGUGCCACUUCACGAGUCUGGCUCUGGAGCAACUUGUAGCCUGAGAUUUAUUGCGCACAAUUUUGGAUUAUCUUGGGAAGAGUUUGAAGAAAUGGAUUCUGCUGACAAUGACUUUUUGACAUUUAAACCUGUUUGUGCUGAUCCUGUGAAAGCAGUUUUGGACAAAAUUUCAGGUUCUCGCUAUGCAGGGCAAUUUCCAAAUCCAAAGGAUGAAGUGAGAUUUGCCACCAUGCUUGCAAAUAAGAAACACAUAUUGGAAACCUAUCUUAAUAAGGAUUGGGUAGAAGUGGUCCCAACACAAAAGAGAUCUAUUCCAAAACAACGGGAUUUAUCAGACAAGGAUAAAAAGACACCAACCUCCUUCUCACCUUCUAAUGAAAUGAUUCCUUCAAAUUCAGUAACAACAUCUCCUUCUCCAACUCAUUCGAGUGUAGUUGCUGUAGAUUCACCAAGACUUUUCAAUGUCAAUCCAACACCUCCUCAACAACAUGAAAAUCAAUUGAGUACAGCCGCUGAAUCUCCAAAUAUGAAAGAAAGUCAGUCAGAGGAUUCUCUCAAUAAUCAAAAUACUAACAAUCAAAUUGAAGAUACCAACACAAACAAUUCAAGUAAUUCUUCAGACCACGAAGAAGAAGAGGACGAAGACGAGGCAGUUACUGAAGAAACAGUCUCAGACGAAGAAGAGGAUGAUGAAGAAGAGGAAGCAGAAAUGGACAGCAAGGAAAUGAAAGAGUUCAUUCAAGAGCAAGAAAAACAACUUCUCAAAGGAAAGGUUGACAUUAAAUUGAUCAUUGUAGAUCAGGAGAGAGACCAGAAAUUCAAAAGUUCUGCCAGAAAAUUACUCUCACCCAUUCUUUCCAAGUUUGGUUCAACCAAAAAUCUCUCAAGUUUUGGAAUGUUUCAUAGUUCUCUACUGAUAGGUAAUUGGAUUUUGGAAUGGAAUGAUAGUGCUCUGUGUGUACCAAGAAGAACUUUAUCUAAAGCUGCCCUAUUUUGUGCAGAUUUGGAACCAAUCACAACAUUGGAAGAUUUGAACCAAGUUGUUGACAAAAUUGCUGAUGUAAUUGUUGAGUGGAACACUACCAAAAAGUACAAACCAAUGGGAGGAAACAGAUGUGUCUAUGGUAAUUGCCAAGAUUUUGUAGAGGCUGUCCUUUCUCGGUUAGGUAUCAAAUGGCAGAUUGAAAAUCCGUACAUUAGAUACUUCUUUGAACAAUUGAAAAAGAAAGGAUCUACAGAUCUAAAACUCUUCUUUAAAAAGGAAGACGCUGACCAAGAAAAUUCCUUCGUACAAAAGUUUAAACUUCUCAGCCAAUCUGGGUCAACAGCAGGACAGGGAACCUAUUCUAUCAAAUUUGCAACUCAUGAACAAUUGGAUCAAUUUGUAUUGAGAUGUCUGAGGAUAGAUCCAAUGAUGAAAACAAACUAUCCUGAAGUGUGGGGAAUACUCAAAGGUUUUGAUAGAGCUUUCUGGCUGAGACAUUUGGCCUGGGAAGAAAUGAAAGAAAGAAAACGAAGAGAACUUGUCUCUAUUGAAAGAAAUCUGUUCAAAAUUAGUCAAUUAAGAAGGGCUAACAAAUUGACAGAAGAAGACAAGUCCAAAGAGAAUAAGCUUUUCGAAAGAGCUUCAGAAGUUCAAAAAGAAGUUGAACGAAUUGAAAAAGAAGGUAAACCAGUCAAACCAUUUAUGGGUAAACAAUUGGAUGAACGAAAGGAAUUGGUAGAAGUUGAUCUUUGUCCCUUCUCCAAUCCUCUCACAACCUAUUCCAUAAGAUUAUACAAUUAAUAUCUCCAUAAUAUUACUUCAAAACAACCCCAUUUCAAUAACAAACUGUUUCUAACAUGUUUAUUUCAA
This is a messenger RNA of Naegleria gruberi, 2769 nucleotides long. RefSeq lists its product as uncharacterized. Lineage: Eukaryota; Heterolobosea; Eutetramitea; Acrasida; Naegleriidae. The record is from RefSeq and is a predicted model, not a curated record. The transcript is spliced from 3 exons. Bases 1 to 2700 code for a protein of 899 amino acids.